Messenger RNA from Desarmillaria tabescens, 2070 nucleotides. RefSeq lists its product as uncharacterized. Gene Ontology annotation, molecular function: medium-chain fatty acid-CoA ligase activity. Gene Ontology annotation, biological process: fatty acid metabolic process. The transcript has 19 exons. NCBI's taxonomy places the organism in Eukaryota, Fungi, Basidiomycota, Agaricomycetes, Agaricales, Physalacriaceae. The record is from RefSeq and is a predicted model, not a curated record. The coding region runs from base 214 to 2031 and encodes 605 amino acids.
UCGACCCAUAAUCCGUUUAAAGCGCUUCGGCGUAACACAAAAACCGCGGGAACAUCGCAGUCCUCGGAGAUCUAUUCUCACCACUAUCACUCGGGUGGCAUGCUCAGGAUGUUCCAUGAAUGUCAGGUUGAGGUCUUGGUCUUGUUAUAAAAGUUACACCACUGCCCCCCAGACCGCUCCGUUAUCCUCCCGAGCUCGACUACGUACAUCACCAUGUCUUGGCCCAAACGUUCCCUUGCGGAGGCUGAAGCAAUUCUAUGUGGACCGAGAAGUCCCCAUGAGAUCGAGACCCGUUUGGUCGACGGAAGGCUACAGCGCGUGUACAAGCAUCUAGCACCGUCACUGCGGGAUUUCUGGUUAUCGUCGGUCAAAAAAUAUCACAACGACACCUAUGUUGUAUUCGAAGGGGAGCGGCUCACUUAUGGACAAGUCCACGAGUACGCCACAAAGGCUGCUGGCGUGUACUACAGCGCAUAUGGGAUCCGAAAAGGCGAUCGGAUCUGUAUCUGUUCUCGAAACUGCUCGGAGUUUACGAUCAACUGGUGGGCUUGCCGUGCGUUGUUUGGCGCUACCACACUAAGUCACUACUUACACUUACACCCAGACCUCCUUGGUGCGGUCCCGGUUCUGGUAAACGCGUGGCUUCCUCUGGAGCCUCUGAAAUACUGCAUCACUCAUACGCAAUGCAGACUUCUUCUCGUCGACUUGGAGCGGGCUGCUGUCCUGGAGCCUGUCCUUACAGCUAUGUGUUCUGAGAUAGGUGUGACGGGUGUUCUGGUACUGGAUGCAUCAUGCGAUGCAUAUCUUCGGAAAGGAAUGGAGCGCUACCACGACGUCGUCGAUAAUUUUGUCGGCCAUUGGAGGAACGUCCUGGAUGACAGAUACCCGGUCAUUCAUCCCGAAGAUAAUGCUGCGAUCAUGUUUACUUCAGGUACGACUGGCCUUCCCAAAGGGGUGCUAAGCACGCAACGACAGUUUCUAACAAAUUCGCUCAAUACGGUGGUUGGAAAUCGACGAGCUGCCUUACGACGAGGCGAGAACCUCGAUUCAACACCUUCCGGCCCGCAAAAGGGUGCGCUGAUCGCUGUACCACUGUUCCAUGUCACAGGAACAACCAGUUAUACCAUGAUGGCGACAAUGCUAGGGAUGAAGAUUGUGCUGAUGCGAAAGUGGAUAGUCGAAGAAGCUGCUAACUUAAUACGCCGCGAGAAUGUUUGUGUCGCGGGAGGUGUUCCGGCUAUGGUGUCCGACCUCAUUGAUAGCUCCCUCGCGGGAUACAGACUAGAGGGACUAUUUUUCGGUGGUUCCCCUGCCCCGGAAAUCUUAACAGAACGUGCGAGACAGGUCUUCCCUGGCGCCCAAAUGAGCCAAGGAUAUGGCCUAACAGAAACCAAUUCAAUCUCAGUUGGUAACGCUGGUGAAGACUACGUGACGCGACCAAGUAGCACAGGUCGAGCGUGUCCGGUAAAUGAUAUUAUGAUCAUCAAUGAAGCUGGAGUGUCCGUGCCUCCCGGUCAAGUCGGCGAAAUUUUGAUCCGAGGUCCGAAUGUCAUGAAAGAGUAUUGGCAUGAUCCGGAAGCGACCAGUAAAAUAUUAACGUCGGACGGAUGGCUCAAGUCUGGCGACAUUGGGUCGAUCGACGAAGAAGGCUUCCUGUAUGUCAAAGAUCGCAACGUUAUUAUACGAGGCGGAGAGACAAUUUCCUCAGUGUCGAUCGAAAACGCGGUCUAUACUGAUCCUCGGAUUUUAGAGGUGGCGGCAGUAGGAGUUCCUGACAAACGCUUGGGGGAGCUGGUUGCUGUUGUGGUUUCCAUCAAGGCUCCGUAUCGGGGACAAGUAACCGAAGCAUCGCUGAUGUCAGUAGCCCAGAAAAAUUUACCAAGAUAUGCAAUCCCUGUCAUGAUUAUCCUUCGUGACGAGCCGUUUGAACUUACUCCAUCGGGUAAAAUUAAGAAGGGUGAACUGCGAAAGCUCGCUCGCUGGUAUUGGGAAAAGCGUUGUGCGAAUAUUCAACCGACAGCGAACCUAUAGGCCUUGAUUUUUUAUUUUUCGGAAAUAUCUAUUUAGAAU